UAAAGGCGCCACCUUUCUUUCCCUUUCGCCGCAUCCCCCAUCCUCAUCCGCCAUUGCAACCUUGUGCGAGAAUCUCCUCUCUUCCUCUUCCUCUUCCUCUUCCUCUUCUCCGGCUGAAUCCUCUCCUCUGCUCUGAACCCUCUCCCUCUCUCGCUCUCCUGCGCGCUCUCGUGCUCUCGAUCUCCGUUUCGCUGGCGGCCAUGGCCAAGGUUCUGUACGCCAGCGGCAGCGUGGCGGCGCCGUGCGGGGAAAUGGGCGCGGCGUCGGCUGCUGCGGCGGCGCUGGCCGAGUCCGUGGCGAUGGGCGGCGGGUACCGCGGCAAGAGCUCCUUCCCCGCCGGCAGGAUGGCGGUCUCUGACAGGCAGCCCCUGCCCCGGAGCCUCAAAGCGGCGGCCGUCGCCCAGAUGAACGGGAACCUGACGAUUGGCAAGGCGAUGCGGUGGUGGGAGAAGGGGACGCAGCCCAACAUGAGGGAGGUCCAGUCGGCGCAGGACCUCGCCGACACACUGCUUAACGCCGGCGACAAGCUCGUCGUAGUCGACUUCUUCUCCCCCGGCUGCGGUGGCUGCCGCGCCCUCCACCCCAAGAUCGCUCAGUUCGCGGAGCGGAACCCGGAGGUGCUUUUCCUGCAGGUGAACUACGAGCAGCACAAGUCCAUGUGCUACAGCCUCCACGUCCAUGUCCUCCCUUUCUUCAGGUUCUACAGGGGAGCCCAGGGCCGGGUCAGCAGCUUCAGCUGCACCAACGCAACUAUCAAGAAGUUCAAGGAUGCGCUCGCGAAGCACAGCCCUGACAGGUGCAGCCUCGGCCCGGCGCGGGGGCUCGAGGAGUCGGAGCUCAUGGCAUUGGCCUCCAACAGGGACCUGGAGUUCACCUACGGCGGCGACAAGCCGACGCUGGUGCCCAUAGCGAAGGCCAUCAAGAUGGAAGCUGCUGCAGCAGGGGCCGGAGGGCCAUGGCUGCCAUUGCCUCAAGCCGCGGCGCAGCAGUACUUGAACCAGGGAUCCCAGAACUCGUUGACGCCCUCUGGGAGAUAGCAGCAAGUUGAAUUGACCUGUACAGAUUUUUUUUUACCUUUCUAGAUUUAUCUUCUGUUGUGUGUAUUGAAGAGGGAGAAGUAUAGCAGGCUUAAGCUUUUAGAUCUUGUAAGCCUGCUGUGCUUAGUGCGAUUGAUUGUCUUGCUGAAAUCUGGUCAUCGCUCAAUGAGCAAAGGAUCAUGUUUGUAUGAAUCAACAACAACUCCGGCAUGCUAAUGAAGCUCCUUGGUGACCAAUUUAUCUGAAUUCUGAACGAA
This is a messenger RNA of Brachypodium distachyon (stiff brome), 1294 nucleotides long. Its product is annotated as thioredoxin-like 1-1, chloroplastic. NCBI's taxonomy places the organism in Eukaryota, Viridiplantae, Streptophyta, Magnoliopsida, Poales, Poaceae. Gene Ontology annotation, biological process: cell redox homeostasis. The record is from RefSeq and is a predicted model, not a curated record. The transcript is spliced from 4 exons. The coding region runs from base 201 to 1037 and encodes 278 amino acids.